Messenger RNA from Encephalitozoon cuniculi GB-M1, 330 nucleotides. RefSeq lists its product as uncharacterized. Gene Ontology annotation, molecular function: protein binding. The transcript has a single exon. Lineage: Eukaryota; Fungi; Microsporidia; Unikaryonidae. The coding region runs from base 1 to 330 and encodes 109 amino acids. The record is from RefSeq and is marked provisional.
AUGCGCCUACCCAAGACAUUUACGAGAUUCAAGUAUCUCGAGAAACUCGACCUGAGCAACAAUCUGUUUGAGGAGAUACCAGAGGUGGUGGGAAGGAUGCGGUGCCUUGAAAAGCUUGACAUGAGAGGCAACAGGAUACAGAGGGUGAGGAGGAGCGUUGCAGAAAUGCUCUUCGACAGCGAGAUGCUGGAGAAGAUCGACCUGCGGGGGAAUGAGCUGAGGAGGGAGAGCGACUCUGAGUGGGUUGGAUGGGAGGAGCUCGAGGAGAUGUUCAAGGACCAAGUGCUUCUGUCGCAGCUGGGAAGACCUGGGAUUGACGAUGUGGAGUGA